ACACGUACACACCGACCUACGGAGAGCAAAAGUGAUGCUGCCCGGCGCGGCACCGCAUCCUCUUUGCUAGGUGGGUGGUGCGGGCGGUGAGGUUCUAGCGCACCGCAUGGCGCUUGGUGCACGCUUGCGUCCCACACCACACACUCACACAGCGUCACCGUGCCGAAAGGACUGGAGGAGGCAAGUGCAGUGAUUCAACAAAACCCACGGCCAGCGAGACAGAGAGAGAGAGAGAGAGAGAGAGAGAGGGAGAGAGAGAGAGGAAGAAACAGUAAAAAAAAGCAAAGCGAAGCGGCCCCAGCGCCCCGCACUCUGCCGGCCUCUGAUUACAUAAAUAAACAUGGUGGUGGCCACGGCUUGGCACGGCAAUAUAAGCAAACGGUGUUGGACCAUGCGCUCGCCCGGUGGGGCCGAAAUCUUGUGAAGGAAAUCUCCAAUUCUACGUCAACGCGGUACGCGUGGUGCACGAGAGACAAACCAGACUGUGUGUGAGCGAGAAAGAGAGAAAAGAGAGAGAGAGAAAGAGAGAGAGAGAGAGAGAGAGAGAGAGCGAGAGAGAAGAUUUCGCAUCAACGCGAGAUUAACGCGACGCGAGAGCAGCAUCAAAAGCAGCAAAAGGAGGUGCGAAAACCCCUCUGGCGAGAGGAGAGUGCGGUUUAUAUUUCUGUUUCCUUCCUUCCUUGCUCUGUGUCACGGAUGUCACAGUAGGCUAGCUACUAAGCGGCAACGGGCACACACAACUCUAGCACGGUACGCGGUACCCGUGGGACCAGAGAGUGAGUGCGAAAAAGUGUCAUCAAGGCUGCUUGUGUUUUGCUCCUCUGAUUGUGCUGGCCAUUGGCCUCUCGCCAACCUCCGCACACACCGUCCGCGCAAAACGUCCGUUCGGUUAUCAGUGAAGCAGCCCGAGCAGCCGAGAGUGUCGCGAGCGCCGAUGGAGGCGGCCGCGUGCUAGAACCGCCGCUCAGGUGCUGUGUGCCAGUGUUUUCAGCAGCGUGUGUGCGCGCGCGCUCGUGUGUGUGUGUAUCUGUGUGUGCGUUGACCAGCAGGACAUUAGACCGGUCGGACCAGCAGGCGCUAGAGUACGUUGCAGUCACGCGUUGAACGCGUACGGAAGCGUUUGGGAUAAAGUCGCUGACAGUUCGCCGGGCUCGACGGAGUGAUUGUGUGCGUCUGUGUGUGUGUGUGUGUGUGUUUGUACACGGCGCGUUCGCUCCGGGUGGUUUUCGCUGACCAAAACACUUAACACUUCCCCCCCCCCGCACGAGCUUCGCACAGCGCACGGUGGAGCCGACGACGCCGACGGUCGAACCGGUGGCGAUGGCCCCGGACACGGUGCCGGCCGUGCCGGCUGCCGAGGUGCAGCCGGACGGCGGGUCGCCGGCCAGCGAGUCGCCGGCCACGCUGCUCACCCAGGUGCAGCGGAUGCUGACGCCGCCGGCCGACCUGCUCGAAUGGAAGGACAUGCCGCAGCACCUGCAGUUCAACCCGUACGUGCUGACCGGCUACCGGCCGCUGCAGGGCGUCAAGGGGUGCCUCAGCAGCCUGUUCUACGUGCACAACGAAACCAUCAAUAUUCUCACACACGGCAUUCCAAUUGUCUACAUCCUCGCAACAGUGCCGGCAAUGAUGCCAUGGGAGAAAGACUAUCGCUUUCUGUCGUGGUGUCAUCUGGUCGGUUCCGUUGCACCGUGGUGCGGCAGCUUCGUCUACCAUCUGUUCAUGAACCUGGAGAACGGCGAGGGCAUCUACUAUCGGCUGCUGCAGCUCGACAUGCUCGGCAUCUGGAUCAGCCAAAGUUUCGGAGCGCUACCGAUGGUAACGGCAACGGUGUACUGUUUAAACUUUCCCUUAAAAUGGUUGCUCAUCAUUUCCUACUCGCUGCUGUGCAUUUGGGGCCUGUUCAAGGCAAUGACGGCUUCCUCGCCCUGGCAGCGACGGUUAUGCUUUCUGCUGCCGUUCAGCAUGCGCAUCAUACUCACGCUGCUGCGGAUCUCGAAGCUCGGCGGCGGAAAUCCUACCUCACUCACCCACGUCUUUCUGCAGGACGCCGUGUCAGCCGUGGGUGGAAUAAUUGGAGCGAUGCAUAUCCCCGAGAAAUGGUUUCCCGGAAGUGUUGACAUCUAUUUGAACUCGCAUAACAUCAUGCACGUCCUGGUGGUCGUCGCCGUCUACUCCAUGCACCAGGCGACCAUACGGGACAUCGAGUGGAUGCAGCGGGCAGAAUGUAAUGGGCUUAACUAUACCUCAACGCUGAACAUAGACUCGAUCAACGGGUCCCACCUGGAGCUAUGACUUGUGCCAGCAGGAGUAGCAGCAGCAGUAGCAGCAGCAGCAGCAGCAGCAGCAGCAUCUACAGCAACAGUAGCCUGCCGCAGUGGGCGUCACUGGUGCAGCCUGCCGGACAUCACGUGCCCGGCCCGUCGUCAAUUUGGUGUUUGCGAAGCGUCGCACCGCCCGCAAAUCGGUACACGAUACGUUUGAGGGUGCCCUUGAGGAAGCGGCAUCUGCGAUAAGCUAAUUAGAACCUGCCCGUUCGUUCAGCAUAACCUGCAAAACAGCAACGGGGAAAAGGAUCGGGGUUCGGGGCAGGCUCAGUGCGCAGACCUGCCCGACGUUGGGCUAAUGGAAUUAAGGGCGACGAAACGUUGGGGCCAGAUCAAUCGGGCACCUGACGUUAAGACAUUACAACACACAAUACGUGCGACACUCAUUCAGGCUUCCUCAAAGUACACCUACACUCACAUACACACACUUAGAUACGUAUUUUUCUUGACACACUUCUACGUCAGCCAGAAAGGGCGGAAAGCGAGCAACAGCCUAAACCAAAAGAAAAAAAAAAACGAAAAAGAAAAGAAAAACAACCUAAGAAAGCUAGCUUAAACAUUCUACUCCCCAAGCACUCAUGUAAGCUUGCCAAUGCCAAUGCUGGUGCAGUAACGGUACCAAAA
Molecule: messenger RNA, 2951 nt
Organism: Anopheles arabiensis
Lineage: Eukaryota; Metazoa; Arthropoda; Insecta; Diptera; Culicidae
Product: progestin and adipoQ receptor family member 4
Exons: 7
Coding region: 1321-2295 (324 amino acids)
Cellular component (GO): membrane
Molecular function (GO): signaling receptor activity
Source: RefSeq, a predicted model, not a curated record